Hordeum vulgare subsp. vulgare (domesticated barley) is the source of this 1097-nucleotide messenger RNA. RefSeq names its product RNA-binding protein 4.1-like. Bases 337 to 774 code for a protein of 145 amino acids. The transcript has 2 exons. Lineage: Eukaryota; Viridiplantae; Streptophyta; Magnoliopsida; Poales; Poaceae. The record is from RefSeq and is a predicted model, not a curated record. Gene Ontology annotation, molecular function: nucleic acid binding; zinc ion binding.
GUGCGCCGAGAUAUGGAAGACUCUAUCCACCCAAUACUCAGGCAAGGGUAAUUUCAUGCUAAUUGCUCAAAUUGAGGGGAAGAUCAGUCGGCUGCGCCAAGGCGAUGACAUGUCAGUGAUGGCAUAUGUAGCAGAGCUGCAGGCUUUGUGGGCAGAGCAGGAUAACUGUGAUCCUCUGGAACUCUAUGAUGCGGCGUGCAUCGAGUCAGGGCGCAAGUGGAUUGCACGCAGGCGCGUGCUGAAACUGUUGGAAGGCCUCAAAGGUUGCUUUCAUGGCAGGGGGCUUCCCUGUUGCACCAACCUCUCCUGCCAACUAUUGAGGAGACUAUUGCAACAAUGUCUCAAGAGGAGGUGAGGCUAUCUCUUGCGCAUGCAAACGUGAAGUUUGUGCUGGCUUCGACAUUUGCAGUCACUGAGCGCAUGGAGUGGGGAGAUCCCAACAAAUGUCAUAUUUGUGGGGAGGUAGGUCAUUGGAAGAGGGAAUGUCCAACUCGUGGUAGAGGCAGGGGAUACAACAGAGGGGGCACUGGCAGAGGAAGGUAUGCUCCAGGCAGAGGUGGAUACCCAUGGAACUCAGGGGGUCAACUUUCUAGGGGCAGAGGUGGCUACUCAGGAAACUCAGGGGGCAGGGCGCAUAUGGUAGUUGAAGAGGACACUGGGACGUCACAGGGCAAGGGAGUUGAUGAGGCUGCCUAUGGAGACUUUGCUCACUGGGCCUCCACUGAUGAAGGAGCGACAGACGAGCCAGACGGUUGGGACUGGCACCAGGCGUAGGGGGCUCUGGUACAUGGACCAGGAGGUGCAACCGGACUUGGUGUGUGUUGCGACCAUGGAGGACAAGGAGAAGCAGGCGAUGAUCCAUCAUUGUAGAAUGGGUCAUGUAUCUUUUGAUAAGAUGAGUAGAAUCUUUCCGGAUGUUAUGUGUGGAAUAGGCAAGGGCAAGUUGACAUGUGAUGCUUGCGAAUAUGCAAAACACACACGAGCCUCAUAUGUGAGUAAGGGGCUUAGGAGCAUAUCUCCUUUUAUGCUCAUUCAUUCGGAUCUAUGGACUAGCCCAGUAGUGUCAAUGAAUGGAAAGAAGUAUUUUGUUACCUUUA